AUGGAAAUUAGUGUAUUGAAAGAGAGCUAUAAAGCAGAGGCUAUUAAUCGUUGGAGAUUGAAAAUAUGUAGUACAACUUAUAGAGAUUCCUAUAUAGCUAAUCAUGUGGAUACAACUCCUACUCAUGCCAAAAGACAUAAGUCAAAUGAUGCAUCUUCCUCUAACAAAAUAAUUAAAACCACAUCCCGAACCUGUAAAGAUGGUCGUAGUUUACUGGAAAAAGUACCAUUAGAGCCUACUAUUUUGCCUGCUCAGCCACCAUGCAUAUAUUGUCGUGCAAAACAAAUUCACCAUGAAUCUAUAAAUGUAUGUUGCAAAAAUGGUAUAGUUUCUCUUCCUAAUACUCUUGCACCUGAUAUUUUGAAAGAGUUGUUUGCCUCAAAUACAGAGGAGGCCAAAUUAUUUAGAACAUGCAUACGAACAAUUGAUAAUCAUUUUGCAUUUACAUCAAUGGGUGUAAAGUAUGAUAAAAAAAAAUUGAGCAGACGUAACAAAGGGAUCUAUACAUUUAAAAUUCAAGGCCACAUGUAUCAUUUUGUAGAGGAUUUAGAAUGCUCAAAACAUCUACAACUUUAUUUUCAUGAUACAAAUGAUCAGAUUGCUAAGCGUCUAGAGGAAUGCCCAAGGUUAACAGAAUCUAUAUCUAAAAAAAUAAUCACUUUGCUUAAAGAUAAUGCGUACGCAAAAUUUUUUCGCAGACUAAGUGAGAUGGAAAAUUUAGAUAACUAUAAUAUAGUUUUGAGAAAUAUGUCAGGAGUUGAUCAAAGAGUGUUUAAUAAACCUGAUGUUUCUCAAGUUGCAGCAUUGUGGGUUGAGGUCUCAGCAGACUGCAUUGAUAGUGCUGACGAAUUGCUAAAUAGAGAGCAAGAAGCUCUUCGUGCAUCUUCCAACCAGGUUGAAUUUGUUUUAGUUAGAGAAUAUUAUGCUUAUAAAUUGCAAAUGAGAGAUUUAGAGACAAGUUUGUUCAUGUCUGGUAGAUUGCUUCAGCAUUACAUUGUUGACAUGUAUGUUAAACUUGAAUCACAGAGACUAUUUUCAUAG
This is a messenger RNA of Striga asiatica, 1041 nucleotides long. The record is from the annotation of a GenBank genome assembly. Lineage: Eukaryota; Viridiplantae; Streptophyta; Magnoliopsida; Lamiales; Orobanchaceae.